Metarhizium brunneum ARSEF 3297 is the source of this 1353-nucleotide messenger RNA. It is a transcript of the gene ODBA, whose product is annotated as 2-oxoisovalerate dehydrogenase subunit alpha 2. Lineage: Eukaryota; Fungi; Ascomycota; Sordariomycetes; Hypocreales; Clavicipitaceae. Gene Ontology annotation, molecular function: oxidoreductase activity, acting on the aldehyde or oxo group of donors, disulfide as acceptor. The record is from RefSeq and is a predicted model, not a curated record. Gene Ontology annotation, biological process: branched-chain amino acid catabolic process.
AUGAAGUCCAGAGUCAUCCGCAACCUGCCCAUCCGACGGGCGACAACGUCCAUCCCCAAGACGGCCUUUGCCACACCCGUCCGCGCCGCGAGCAGCGUUUCCCAAAGACCCAAUUCCGAUCAUGUCUCCUUCCCUGGUGCGCUGAAGAGCGCCUUCACGACGCAAUUGAGCUUUGAACAUCCCGAGUCGUACAAGGCCCUGCCUACGUAUAGAGUGGUCGAUCAGCAUGGCGCUGUGGUCGACCAGUCUUUCCAGCCUGACAUCUCGGACGAGACGGUGGUGAAGCUGUACAAGGACAUGCUGUUUAUUUCAAUUAUGGACUUGAUCAUGUUUGAUGCCCAGCGCCAGGGCCGCCUGAGCUUCUACAUGGUGAGCGCCGGCGAGGAGGCUGUCAGCGUGGGCAGUUCGAGUGUUUUGGAUCCAGAAGACCCCGUGUACUGCCAGUACAGAGAGCAAGGGUUUUUCAAGGAGAGGGGAAUGACCACCAAGGAGUUUAUGUCGCAGCUGUUUGCGAAUAAGAAUGACCCCGGCAAGGGGAGGAACAUGCCUGUUCAUUACGGCAGCAAGAGGUUGAAUAUCCACACUGUUUCUUCGCCGCUGGCAACGCAAAUCCCUCAGGCGUCGGGUGCCGGCUACGCCCUGAAGAUGCAAAAGCUGCAGGACCCCAACUCCAAGGCUAAGGUAGCGGUAUGCUUCUUCGGCGAGGGUGCUGCCAGCGAAGGUGACUUCCACGCCGCCAUGAACAUUGCUGCGACGCGCUCGUGCCCCGUCAUCUUCAUCUGCCGCAACAACGGCUACGCCAUCUCCACGCCCACGCUGGACCAGUACCGCGGAGACGGCAUCGCCAGCCGUGGCAUUGGCUAUGGCAUAGACACGAUCCGCAUUGACGGCAACGACAUCUGGGCCGUGCGCGAGGCCGUCAAGAAGGCCAGGGAAAUGGCCCUCCAGGACGGCGGCAAGCCCAUCCUCAUCGAGUGCAUGACCUACCGCGUCUCCCACCACAGCACGUCCGACGACUCAUUCGCCUACCGCGCCCGCGUCGAAGUCGAGGACUGGAAGAGGCGCGACAACCCAAUCACCCGCCUGCGAAAGUGGAUGGAGGCUAAGGGUUGCUGGGACGAAACCAAGGAGAAGGAGGCCAGAGAUAGUCUGCGAAAGGAGAUCCUCAAGGGCUUCUCCGAGGCCGAGAAGGAGAAGAAGCCUGCGCUGCGGACUAUGUUUGAGGACGUCUAUGAGGAGUUGACGCCCGACCUGAAGGCGCAGAUCAAGGAGCUUCGCGACAUGCUGGACAAGUAUCCAGAUGAGUACGACUUUUCAGAAUACGAUGGCGGCAAGGAGUCCCUGAAGGUGUAG